This is a messenger RNA of Eleginops maclovinus (Patagonian blennie), 2090 nucleotides long. It is a transcript of the gene tmem47, whose product is annotated as transmembrane protein 47. Gene Ontology annotation, cellular component: membrane; cell-cell junction. Bases 197 to 742 code for a protein of 181 amino acids. The transcript is spliced from 3 exons. Gene Ontology annotation, biological process: cell-cell adhesion. Lineage: Eukaryota; Metazoa; Chordata; Actinopteri; Perciformes; Eleginopidae. The record is from RefSeq and is a predicted model, not a curated record.
GCGGCAGCAGCGUCUCUGGACUCUGGACGCUCAGUGAGCAGCGUCUCCCCAUCCUGCUACCCACAAAACGGGCACGGGCAGGGGGGACAACCACAACUUUGAUUCCUUUUGUGGAUCUGAGGUACAACACAGAACCACAGAAAGCAAAUGUUUUACUUAUUUUUCAUUUAUUUUAAAUGAGUAAGAUACUUUAGACAUGUCUUCAUCCGUGAGCGGCACAGAGGAGGUCCGGGUGUCGGUGUUGACGCCCCUGAAGUUGGUGGGACUGGUGUGCGUCUUUCUCGCCGUGUGCCUGGAUGUCGGGGCCGUGUUGAGCCCGGCGUGGGUCACUGCGGAUGACCAGUACUACCUGUCCAUGUGGGUCUCCUGCUGGAAGCCCGUCAGCUCCGCGGAGUGGUCCUGCAACAGCACGCUGGCCACCGACUGGCAAAUUGCCACACUGGCCUUGCUGUUGGGGGGUGCGGCCCUCACCCUGAUCUCCUUUCUGGUGGCGCUGAUCUCCCUGUGCUCUGGAUCCAGGAGUCGCUGUUACAAGCCUGUGGCUGUCAUGCUGUUCUCUGCAGUGGUGCUCCAGCUGUGCAGCUUGGUCCUGUUCCCCAUCAAGUUCAUCGAGACAGUCAGUCUGAGGGUGUACCACGAGUUUAACUGGGGCUACGGCCUGGCCUGGGGAUCCACCAUCUUCUCUUUUGGAGGGGCCUUCCUAUAUUGCCUCAACCCUAAGAACUAUGAAGACUACUACUAAAAUAAGUUUAACAGGAAGAGAAACUGAGACUCUGCUUCAAACCAAUUUCCUCUCAGCAAUAUGACAGUGCACAACCACAGACUAAAAAAGAAGAAAUACAAAUGCUUAUUGUUAGUUUCGGGACUGGAAAUGAGCUCUUUCAUUUGAUACUGUGAAAAAAUAAUUGUCCAAAAGACUACCCUCACUCAUUGAACCGAAGCCUCGUGCUUUUCUCGGAUGGUUUGGCAGCAGACCUGACUGUGAAAAAAGAAAUCCAACCCAGCCUGUAUGAUUUUUGAGAGAAUGUCAGCACUCGCAUAACUCUGCUUCCCCUUUAAGGUGAACUCCAGUAGGUCUUACAUUUGGGCAGAACAUCUGAGGGAAACAGAUGGAGUCUCUGCCCCCAUACCAGGAGGAAUUGGUGAAAUAAUUAACCAAUCAGAGCAGAGAAUGAUGUAAACACAGGCCAAUCAGGGAAGUCAGGGCACCAGAGAGGGAGACAUCCUAUUUAAGUCAUAUCAUGAGGAUUACAAAGUAGGAAACACAGGGCACAUCUAAGGAAAUGCUACAUUCCUCCAGGGAUAAACUACAACUGGAAAGAGCGGCUUCAUGUUCUCUUGUCCUUCUUGAGUCUAUUAAAAGCAUCAGAGACGCUGCUUAUAAACAGAAGCUACCCAACAGUAAAAACAUUCCACAGCCACCCUCCAAAUGAUAACAUACUGGUGAGAGGAACAUUUACUGGUUAAUGAAUAGCACAGCAUGUCACAUGUAAACAGUGGGGAAACCUUUGGCUGCCAAUGUAAACCUGCAGGCUAAACCAAGUCAUACCUGCUUUUUGAUAGAAACGGUUGUAUUAUAUGUAAUAAUAGGUAAAAAUAUUCUCAUUACAAGACCAGUGGGUAGGUAGAUGGCAAAUGACCAUGUCUGUGUGCGCAUGUCUGCAUGAACAUGCCACCCAGCAUGUGCUGCUCACACACCUUCCCAUGAGAUGCCUCUUUAUGUUCUCACUAGAAGAGGCAGUAAAUAUACAACACAUUUCAUAAAAUCAUUGUAGUUCCUGAAAAAGUACACUUAAGUUUUUGCAUCUAAAUUAGAGUCCAUGAUAAAGUGCUUUAAGAGAUGACCGAGUGCAAUGUGCUGUGUUAUGAGGACUGUAGGAUCAAUAAAGUAGGAGAAGAGUGUGAUCACAGCAGGAGGCCGAAGUCCUGCACUGGUAAUAACAUACUUUUUCAAACCUCAUUCAGCUUCUCCAACCCCCUCCUGCAACAUUAGUGCACGAGUGUGUGCAUGCCACUACCAUUAGCUGCUGUGUUUCUGAUUCCCACUGGUUUGAUUACUUGCAUAAUAAAAAUGUACUGGGAAAAAAAAG